UGCGUUUCCAGCACGGCACAGGUAGUGCGAUACGAGCCUGGAAUACUAAAAGAUACCCAAUAAUUAUAUGCUUAGACCUUAAUCAUAAUUUUGCACACAUUUCACGAUAUGAUGAACAGUGUCGUUCAUGGCGGCCACUUCGCACGCACGAAAACAAAGUAAUAAAGCCGGUUAAGCGUAUUUUGAACCGUUUCUUUAUACAGUGCACAUGUUUCGAGAUCGGUGAUUCAUUUGUGGCAAAAAAACUUAAGGGACUUCGGUGUACGCGGGUGACGCAGCCGAGUCAUUGAUCCCGUUGCGUUCCCCGGCGGCCGACGCCAUGUCGGAGCCCGCGACUCCUGCGGCCGCUCCGCUGUUCCCGCCGCUCGUCCUUGCGAUAUUUAUUGCGUGCGUCGCCGGCGCUGCAAGCCUCGCUAACUGCGCUUUGAUAGCAGCAAUAAUAAGACGGGCGAAAAACGGUCUAUUUUGUUUCAUCAUCCAAUUAUCGAUAGCAGACUUCAUGCUGCUCAGUGUUUCAAUUGGGCCCGAAUUAUGGUCACGUAACACACAAACUUGGGACUUUGGCAGAAGCAGUUGUGUAGCAUUCAGAGGAAUCAGUAUUUUCGCAUCGACUGCAUCAAUAUACUUAGUGGCAAUUAUAGCAUUACACACACUAGCGACCAUAAAUCUGGAAGAUAAGCUCGCUGCCCAAAAAGUUAAACGCAACAGUACUGAGGAAGAUGAAGAAAUGCGGUCUUCGCGUCACAGCCUGGUUGCUAGCAGCGAUACAUCUACUCCACCGCGAACAAUGAAUUUGGACUAUCGGCUCGUUGAUACUAGAGUUCCAAUUGCUCCACCUACAUUUUUUGUAUGGUUUCUGUGUGCCUCGCUAAGUAUCCCCGAAUUCACAUUAGCCACAACAAUUCGUCUUGACCAUGGUAUUGUUUGCAGUUUAGUGGAUUCCAGUCAUAAAUUAAACAUGCAUUUUAUGUUAGCGCUAUUUAACUUUUUCCUACCGGUUUUAAUCAUGACAACGAUAAGCUUUCUUAUAAUUUUCAAGUUAAUAUCUAAAAAACGAAAUAAUUUUAAUGAAUUGGUACCAGCUUUAAAACUGUCUCUAUGCCUCAUCGUGGUUUAUUUUGUAAUGUGUGCUCCGCGAACUCUUUUGAAUUUGUAUGGAAUUUAUUCUACAGCCACAAUGGAUAGUGCAAAAGAGCAUACUAUAAUUAAUGAAGAUUGGUUAAGAUUCAUCAAUUUGAUUUGUAGUACCUUACAUCUUUUAUCAACUUUAGUACGACCCAUUCUAUGUAUAUCGUUAUUACCCCGAAUACGAAAGAAGUUCUCGUUUGGAUUUGGAAAAAGAGAUGCAGAACAUGUUUAAGUAGAUGAAUAAGGAAAACGCCUUAUAUUCGAUGUAAAUUGCAAUAAAGUAAUAGUUUUAAAAAUACAUAACUAUCU
Messenger RNA from Colias croceus (clouded yellow), 1437 nucleotides. RefSeq lists its product as uncharacterized. The transcript has 2 exons. Gene Ontology annotation, biological process: neuropeptide signaling pathway. The coding region runs from base 320 to 1360 and encodes 346 amino acids. The record is from RefSeq and is a predicted model, not a curated record. NCBI's taxonomy places the organism in Eukaryota, Metazoa, Arthropoda, Insecta, Lepidoptera, Pieridae. Gene Ontology annotation, molecular function: neuropeptide binding; G protein-coupled receptor activity. Gene Ontology annotation, cellular component: neuron projection; membrane.